AUACAUACACACCAAAACGUUCAACUAUUUGGACAAUACCUUUUCCGUUCUGAAAUGAAACAAACUGAUGUAGUUUACUUACAUACUUUGCAUCUUUGCUGUGUGGCUACUCAGAAAAAGCUCUGCAUUCAGCGCUUCGACAACCCAGUCAAAACAGCAGCUUGGUCACUUCUUAAGUAAAACUUAAAUAUGCUCUGGCACCAAACCCAAUAAAACGUGUGCAAAUUAAAACUGAUUAUCGGUACAUCUCACGGAAAACCGAGGUCGUGUUUUGUUCUGCUAUUUACACCCCACACCACACGAUGGCAAUACAUUGACAGAUGGCAUCUCGCUUGCAACUCUGCGUAGUAAUUCCAAAGAACGAGAAAGUAGGUUGGCUAAACUUCCGCUGCCGAGUGUCGUGUUGUAAAACUUGUCUGGAAAUCAGCUGACCAUGGAUGGCGAGGAGAAGACCUACGGUGGCUGCGAAGGCCCAGAUGCCAUGUAUGUGAAGCUGAUCUCUUCAGACGGCCAUGAGUUCAUAGUGAAACGAGAACAUGCCUUAACUUCAGGCACCAUUAAGGCUAUGCUGAGUGGACCAGGUCAAUUUGCUGAAAACGAGACGAAUGAGGUGAACUUCAGAGAGAUCCCGUCUCACGUCCUCUCCAAAGUAUGCAUGUACUUCACCUACAAAGUGCGAUACACCAACAGCUCUACAGAGAUCCCAGAGUUCCCCAUCGCCCCCGAGAUUGCACUGGAACUGUUGAUGGCUGCCAACUUCUUGGAUUGUUAGAAUAUUAUUGGAAAGAGAGUUCAUGUCCUAGCCUCUGCGUGGUAGUUUUUUUUUUCUUUUUGUCAUAUUUAACUUGUGAAUGCAAUUUGGGAUGGAAACAAAAUGAAUCGCUUUUAAUGUAUCCUCAGUAAACCUGUUUAUUUUUUUCCCUGUGCACUUAAGUAUUACUAUACAUUCAAUUAAUAGUGUUUAUUUACCUUUU
Messenger RNA from Engraulis encrasicolus (European anchovy), 974 nucleotides. It is a transcript of the gene eloca, whose product is annotated as elongin C paralog a. The record is from RefSeq and is a predicted model, not a curated record. Gene Ontology annotation, biological process: ubiquitin-dependent protein catabolic process. Gene Ontology annotation, molecular function: protein-macromolecule adaptor activity. Gene Ontology annotation, cellular component: elongin complex. The coding region runs from base 434 to 772 and encodes 112 amino acids. The transcript is spliced from 4 exons. Lineage: Eukaryota; Metazoa; Chordata; Actinopteri; Clupeiformes; Engraulidae.